AUGGAUGAAAGUGAUCCUAGACUAGCACAUUUCUGGUCUCAACUGCCUUCGAGUCCCACCCAGGUUCCUGCCACGGUUUAUGCGUCUCGCCGCCUUCUUCGAACCGCGAUGACGUGUCUUUUACUGGAUAACUUUUUUAUUAACCACAAAUUCAGCACAUUCGAGGCUUUAUUAAUGGUAAUCUACAAUCUUUCCCACAAUGAGUCUGUCGACCAAGGAUGGGCCUUGCUAGGGAUGGCAUUGAACAUUGGCAUUGCAUUGCGGUGUAAUGUGGAUCAGAACCUAAGCCCUAUCGAGACUGAAAGAAGGCGACGCUGUUGGGCUGGUCUUUUAACAUUACAUACGUAUCAGGGCAUGCUAUUUCGGGACGUUGAUAUGUCGUAUCUUCUUGACAUCAAGUCCUCCCUACCAGCCGAUGUCAAUGAUUCUGAUAUCACGGACGAAGGCAUUCUGCACUCACUCGGUCGCAGUGAGCCUACGCAAAUGGGUCAGGCAGGCACGGCAAACCCCCCAACAGGGAGCACGGAGACUCAGGAGUCUCAGUUUGAAAUUCUUUUCGAUGAGUGGACCGAUAUACGGGAAUGGAUGGAUACGGAUGUGAUCAAUUGGAAUUUGGAUGGAGCUUUCAACGUCUUUGCACCUUGA
Messenger RNA from Penicillium robsamsonii, 645 nucleotides. Its product is annotated as fungal specific transcription factor domain-containing protein. Lineage: Eukaryota; Fungi; Ascomycota; Eurotiomycetes; Eurotiales; Aspergillaceae. Gene Ontology annotation, biological process: DNA-templated transcription. The record is from RefSeq and is a predicted model, not a curated record. The coding region runs from base 1 to 645 and encodes 214 amino acids. The transcript is spliced from 3 exons. Gene Ontology annotation, cellular component: nucleus. Gene Ontology annotation, molecular function: zinc ion binding; DNA binding.